This is a messenger RNA of Apodemus sylvaticus (European woodmouse), 7478 nucleotides long. It is a transcript of the gene Zbtb40, whose product is annotated as zinc finger and BTB domain containing 40. The record is from RefSeq and is a predicted model, not a curated record. The transcript is spliced from 20 exons. NCBI's taxonomy places the organism in Eukaryota, Metazoa, Chordata, Mammalia, Rodentia, Muridae. Gene Ontology annotation, biological process: regulation of transcription by RNA polymerase II. Gene Ontology annotation, cellular component: nucleus. The coding region runs from base 307 to 4092 and encodes 1261 amino acids. Gene Ontology annotation, molecular function: DNA-binding transcription factor activity, RNA polymerase II-specific; RNA polymerase II cis-regulatory region sequence-specific DNA binding; protein binding.
GGCCCUCGGCGUUUCUCCAGCGCCAAGAUGGCUGCCUUUUGGCGUCUCCAGCGCUGUUGAAUGGAGAAAGCUUUAUUGUUCCCUUCGGGCAGGAGUGUUCGUGUCCUCUAUGGCGCUGUCAAUAAAGAACGGCAGUUUGAAUCGGUACUGAACAGUGGCCCUGUCGCAGAUGGUCUCCUAGUCGCACUCUCUGAGGCUCAUCUCCCAUGCCACUUCAUCAUCUUGUGCGUGCUCGGUUUAUAGGCAUAUCCCUAGAGGACUGGAGUCUAAAGGGCGAGAGGAAGAGGUCAAUGGUGGAGCCACACCAUGGAACUCCCCAACUACAGCCAGCAGCUGCUUCUGCAGCUCUAUUCCCUGUGCAAGGAGCAGCGGUUCUGUGAUUGCACUAUUUCCGUCGGCAACAUCUACUUCAGGGCCCACAAGCCAGUUCUGGCAGCGGCCAGCCUCCUGUUCAAAACCCUGCUGGACAGCACAGAUGCCAUCUCCAUCGAUGCAUCUGUGGUGAGCCCUGAAGAGUUUGCCCUCUUGCUAGAAAUGACAUACACUGGCAAGCUACCUGUUGGCAAGCACAACUUCUCCAAGAUCAUCUCCUUAGCAGAUAGCCUGCAGAUGUUUGACGUGGCUGUUAGCUGUAAAAAUCUUCUGACCAACCUUGUAAACUGCUCUGUCCAGGGACAGGUGGUAAGGGAUAUCUCAGUGCUGUCCUCAGAGGCAGGUAGCAAGGAGUCAGAGAAACCUCAAGUAGAAGUCCUUUCCUCUGAAGGUGCUGGGGAGCCCUCAUCUUCCCUGGAAGUUCCUGCCAUGCCAGUGGGCCCUGAGAAAGCCAGGACCCAGGAAGUAAUUCACAUAGCUACCCAAGAGAUAAAUGCAGACCCUCCUGUUGCCCAAGAGGUUCAGGUGGCUGCAGAAAUCCCAGGGACGACUCCUCACACAGCUGAAGUUUGUUCCCCUUCCCCUGUUGGACAGAUCCCAAGUGAGGCACAGGGAGCCAAUACAGAAGCAGAGUGCGAGAGAAAGCAGGACCAACUGAUGCUCCUGCUAGAACAUGAACGUGUCUUCUCAAGUGCAGCCUUGGUCACCCCGGACAUGCUGAGAAGACUGGAAGGAUGCUCAGAGAUUGGAGGGCCUCAGAAGGAGACCAUAAUGGAAUGUCUCCAGGGUGAAGGAGGAGGCUCAGCUUUCCAGAGAAUUUUGGACAAAGUGCACAGUGGGAGCCUGGAUGUGCAGGUGGCACUGUCACUGCUGAGACUAUACCAGGAGUCCAGGCCUGCAGAGAGAGCGCCUCAGAUUCAGCCAGAUCAGCCAGAAGGGAGCGCAGGAGAGGGAAAGACCUUGUCUGUUCUGUUACUGGAACACAAAGAGGACCUGAUCCAGUGUGUAACACAGCUCAGACCUAUUGUGGAGUUCCUGGAAACAGCCAAGGAGGAAUUCCUGCCAGGCUCCGAAAAAAGGGUGAUUCAGAGCUGCUGUGAGGGCAGAACACCCAAGGAGACAAUAGAGAGUUUGUUGCACAGAGUGACUAAAGAGAAGACCCUGCCUGCCAAGAGUCUGGUAAAACUCCUCCAGGCUGUGAGGACAGCAUUCCCAAACCUGGGCCUCCUGCUGGACAAUUUGCAGAAAGUAGCGGAAUCCCCCAGCACCACAGGCCUGGCCAGAGUCACCUGUGCAACUGAGUGGACAGAGGAGCCCAAGAGGCUGUGCGUUCCAGCAGACCGUGUGGAUGGAUCCGCCCCUGACCCUGAUGCUUACGGAGCCGAGCUGUUGAGGAAGUACCAUGAAAACCUGUCUGAGAUCCUGAUGGACAACCAGGUGCUACUAAAGGUGAUCUCACGGGUGACGAGCUUGGCCCCCAGGGACAGAGAGGUCAUGCAGACCCUGGUGAGACAGGACUCUGGCUCGGAUGGCUUCAGUUCCCUGAUGGCAGCAGCUCUGGAAAGGCAGACUCUCUCUGCAACAGCCAUUUGGCAACUGCUGCUAGCGGCUCAAGAGACUGAGACCUGCCCACUGAAGCUUCUCCUGGAGGAAGUAGGAAGAGAGGCUGGCGCUGGGGCUUUCUUCCGGGCAGUGACUGCCCCAGAGAGCACAGUGUUGGAAACCAUCCUCAGGCACAGCAAGCUGGUCCAGGAGGCCAUCCAGCAGACGGCAGGGCGUGAGCACCUCUCUUCAGAGGAGGAACACCUGGCAGAGACCGUGAACGAGAUGCUGAGCAUAUCCUCUGAGACAGUGAGCCCCGAAGCCUCCCUGAGAGUGCUACUGAGCAGAGCCAUGGAGAAAUCUGUCUCAGCCUCUGCGAUCUGUCACCUCCUAUGCAGUGUCCACAAGUCUUUCCCUGGCCUGCAGCCCCUCAUGCAGGAGUUGGCACAUGUUGGUUUCCUUACCAAGGAAAAUGGAGAGGAGAGGUGGAAGGUGACUGACCGGCUUCCCCCUGGAGCCAAGGGCAAAGCAGAAGAAGCAGCCAAGGCAGCCGGAGAAGACUGCCAGGCCACGGAAGAAAAGGAGCAGGGGGAGCCUGGGCCCGUGCCAGAGCCACAGGAGAAAGACACUUCUGCCUCCCCAGACUCUGCCAAGAAGAGCUUCGUCUGCAAAGCCUGUGACAAGAGCUUCCAUUUCUACUGCCGUCUGAAGGUGCACAUGAAGCGCUGCCGGGUGGCCAAGAGCAGGCAGGGGCAGAGUAAGGAGGGCAGCGAGACCAGGGACCCGGAGAAGGAGCCGGAGAAGCAACAGCCGGAUGCCCGCGGUGCAGGUGGAGAGCCAGAUGCCCCCAAGAAGAAGAAGAAGCGACUGCCAGUGACCUGUGACCUCUGCGGAAGAGAGUUUGCCCAUGCCUCAGGCAUGCAGUACCACAAACUGACGGAGCACUUCGACGAGAAACCUUUCUCCUGUGAGGAAUGUGGGGCAAAGUUUGCAGCCAACUCUACACUAAAGAACCACCUGCGACUUCACACUGGGGACCGCCCAUUCAUGUGCAAGCACUGCCUCAUGACCUUCACACAGGCCUCAGCCCUGGCUUACCACACCAAGAAGAAGCACUCGGAAGGGAAAAUGUACGCAUGCCAGUACUGCGAUGCUGUGUUCGCCCAGUCGAUCGAGCUGUCCCGGCAUGUGAGGACCCACACUGGGGACAAGCCGUAUGUCUGUAGGGACUGUGGAAAGGGCUUCCGGCAAGCCAACGGCCUCUCCAUCCACCUGCACACCUUCCACACAGACAUAGAAGAUCCUUAUGAUUGCAAGAAAUGCAGGAUGAGCUUCUCCACACUGCAGGACCACCGGAAGCACAUCCAUGAGGUGCACUCCAAGGAGUAUCACCCCUGCCCCACGUGUGGGAAGAUCUUCAGCGCCCCGUCCAUGCUGGAGCGGCACAUGGUGACCCACGUUGGAGGGAAGCCCUUUAGCUGUGGGAUCUGCAACAAGGCCUAUCAGCAAUUGUCUGGGUUGUGGUACCACAAUCGGACACACCACCCAGAUGUGUUCGCUGCUCAGAACCAUCGGUCACCUAAGUUCUCAUCGCUGCAGUGCAGCUCCUGUGACAAGACCUUUUCCAACACCGUUGAACACAAGAAGCACAUCAAAACAGAACACGCAGAUCUGAAGUUCCAUGAGUGUGACCAGUGUAAGGAGCUCUUCCCCACACCAGCUCUGCUGCAGGUUCACGUCAAGUGCCAGCAUUCAGGGUCACAGCCAUUCCGGUGCUUGUACUGUGCGGCCACCUUCCGCUUCCCUGGAGCCCUGCAGCACCACGUCACCACAGAGCACUUCAAGCAGUCAGAAAGCACCUUCCCCUGCGAGCUCUGUGGCGAGCUCUUCACCUCCCAGGCCCAGCUUGACGGCCACUUGGAGUCUGAGCACCCAAAGGUGACAGGCACUGAGACCCAGGCAGCUGCCUCUCGAGUGGUGCAGGUGAUCCAAGCUCCAGAGCCAGCAGCCCCGGCCGAGCAGGUGAUCACGUUGGAGGAGACACAGCUUGCCGGCUCACAGGUGUUUGUGACCUUGCCAGAUUCACAGAGCUCUCAGAACAGCUCCGAGCUUGUGGCAGUGACAGUGGAGGAUUUGCUGGAUGGUACUGUCACAUUGAUCUGUGGCGAGGCCAAGUGAGUGGCUACUCCUUCAGUAGAGGAAGAAGCCUGUGCUGUACCAGCAAGGACGCUCACGGCCUGCCUCCGUGCCAUACCAGCAAGGACGCUCACGGCCUGCCUCCGUGCCAUACCAGCAAGGAUGCUCAUGGCCUGCCUCUGCUCUACUGCUUGGCUAAGCUCCCCCCUGGUGCUCUCACUUGAGAAACAGAGGCUUUGUCAUUUUCCUGGGAUCCACAGUGUCUGUGCUCCACGAUGACACCAGUACUACACCCUGUGUGGCAGAGCCUCGAUCCUCAGGCUUUCACCUAGGCCUGGAUCCCACCCCCAGGCCCCCAGGAAGUCUGGCUUCUGGAAUCAGUCUGAGGGAAUCAGAGUAGAGGGGAGCUGGUGGCCAGAAUGGCCAAGGAGAUGCAGCAUGCUCGCUGCCCUCAGGAGCAGGGGAGUUACCUAAGUCUGAGACAACAGAGGGCCACAGACACCGCCAGUGCCUCUGCCAGUGAGGCCCCCACACAGCCUCCGGGACCCCAGCAUGGCAGCCUGUCCUCCCCACCCCCUGCUCAGGCGCCCCUUGGAGGCUGUAGCACAGGUGGUCAUGUUAACAGUGCAGGGUCACAUCAGCAUCCCUGAUCCUUCCUGGGAGGCCAUCCAACUGCCUCUGCUUGCUGGGUGUUCCUGGCAUUCCCUAUCAGAUGCCCCCUGUGAUCCUCAGGCCUUCCACACCUUCUACUAGUCAAGUCUGAACUGUCCCAGCCUGGAGACUUCUUGCUGACUUACUCUGUAUCAGGUGAUAGCCUAAUGAAGCAGCCCCUGGAGGCAGGCCUGUGCCUGCAUGUGACGGAUUAGAAGCAUCUGAAGUGGCCUCUGCUUCUCCUGUCGCUGGCCCACAUGCCCGGUGCAUGGCCUGCUCCCUGGGUCCCCUGGCUGCAGGCUUACUGCAGCACCAUGCUUCUUUCAAGUCUGAGUGUCACAGAGCCUUUUAUCUUCAGUUCCUGACAUCCAGUCUGGUAAUUGAUGGCUUGUGGAAUCCGGUUGGAAGUGCAAUUAGAUGGAUGUUGGUUCCUGCUGCUCAGAGAGAAGGGCUUGCAUUUAGCUUGCUUUUCUAGAAGUCCAAAGAGAGGAGUGGGCUAUCACAGUAUUUGCCCAUCAGGCGGGGCUCCCUGUCACCUGGUGUGGCUGACUCCCACCAGAGGGAAUGCCCUGAUUGGACACUCACCUGCUCUCAGAGAUAAGCCCACACCUUUCUGCCCAGUGCAACUCACAUGAGCAUGUGCAGAGAUGAGGGUCAAGUCUGGUCAUGGCGGAGGUGCCUUGUCACCAUCCCUCAGCUGGCUCCCAGGAGGACAGGAUGCAGCAGCUUAACCCACAGCUGUGUUCAAGGCCUGCUGCCCUUUGGCCUCAGCUUGGCAAAGGCAGCACUGGUGAGUGUCUAGGCUGGAUUCCAGCUCUGGCCAGCCUCUCCCAGUCAGCCCCACCCUCCUCAUUGCAUAUGCAAAUCUUUUUGACCUUAUCAGCUAGGGAAUCUUCCCUUUCUAAAAGUAAAUGUUUUUCAAAGCAAGUCAGCCUCAGAAACCAAACGCCGACCAGAAGAUGGUGCUCUAGCAUCAAGACUUCACCUCCCUGGUUUCUCCACCAUCCUAGCCUGCUGGCUUUCAGGCCCAUGCCAGACAACCAGGGGAGCUCUUGAUGAGUAGUGGGAUGGUUCCUCCGUCCGACUGCAUCACAUAGCCCACUAAGAGACAGGAGAGGCACGUGCGUCCAGGCUUCUUGUCAGGAACAGCACCUCACAAGCUGUGGCGGACUUAGGAACUGUAGCGAGUGUCACCAAAAAAGUCUCUUCCUGGCAAAAGGCAAGCCUCACAGAGGUCCUGAGAGAGAAUGUCAGUCUCUAAUACAAAGAGCUGUAAGUCAGAGCCUGAGUGUCAGGCCCUGUUCAGCCUGAGAAACCCAGUCUCUGUUUCCCGGAACCUGGGUGCUGUGCUACCUUCAGUCAGCAGAUCGUGGCUGGCCGUGGAGAGCCUUAGUGCAGGGCAGCUUGCUUGAUGCUCAGUUCUGCAGUGCACACUGCUGGAGGUGCAGCCAUGCUGGGUCUGGACGACCAAUUCCUGUCCCCAGUGAGUUCUGUGCUGGUGACUAGCAACCUCUGCCCCAGUUGUCUGAUGUUUUACAGUGGCUCUAAAGAAGGUGACAGGCUCCACCGCUGCCCCAGACCUGCCACAUGGGCUCCGUAGUCCAUGUCGCUUUUGCAAUGGAACUGUGGCUCCGUUUGCUUCAUCCUCAGGAAUACUGCCUGCCUAGCCCUCGGGCAGCAGCUAGAGGAGUCUCCAGGUCCCUUGGAAUUUGUGUAUUUGAGCAGUGGGGCCCCAGUCCUCCCUAAGGCUCCUGAUCCAUCCACCAAAGGGGAAGGCAGAGGGCGAGCUGGAGUGUGGUUGGCCCAUCGCUGGUGUGUGGACAGCAAACCGGCGACUGAAGAGCAGACUGCUGUGAACAGGUGAGACUUGCUGUCCACAUGCACGAGCAGAGCCUAGGCCAGCGCCGCAGAUAAAGGUCUCUCUCAGGUGUUUACAGGGCUGGACUCCUCCACCUUCUAAGCCGUGUGUUGGAAAAGUUUUGAGUUGAGUCAGUACUCAAGCCUGUGAUGUAAGUUCUGUGCCUGUGUGUUGUGCUGUCCAUUCUAAGGAAGCCUCCAGCCCAUGCUGACCACAGGAGAUACCGCAACCUUGUCCCUAGGGCCUGAGCACUGAUGUUUAGGGCUGAGAUGAGGGACAAACAGAUGCCAAAUGAGGGGGAAAGAACUCUGUAGCCCUGGGGAUGGAAGGGUGGGCCUUUAAGUUUCUUAUGCCUAAGCACCUGAACUGACAAAGGAUGGAGACCCUGGCGGCCCCACUUAGAGUGGGCAAGCGCUUGUCGGGAACAGGAGUGCUUCUUCUGGAACUAGAACGUUGUCAGUGGUGGAGAUGGCGUUGGUUUGCUCCAGUCAGCUCUCCCAUGCCAGCUUUGUUCUUCUGGGCCCUGUAUGUCGCAGCAGACACUUGGGAGAGAUUGGGAGUAAAAGACUUAGGGCUGAGGGAAUCAAAAGCGGGUUAUAGUUUUGUUGCUGUGGAAACCUUGGGGCACUGAGGACUUAUAGUAAAACUCAGAAACUCAAACUUAACUCCGUCUAACUGGGCCUAUAAAGACGAGGAGAGUGGUGAAUUCUUUGGGGACUGUGUUGUUGAGGAAAUCAUUCCUUGAGCAAUUUUACAUUGCCUCCAAAUUGUGAAGCUGGCCGCAGUCUCCCUGAGCAAGGCCGCUGGUGCUUGUUUGUACCCAUGGCCAGGACAGCCAGCCCCGUGAGAUGUGUAAACUGAUGGCAGACCGGAACUGCUCAACAUGCACUGUGGAGAGAAAUAAAGUCUGUACUUGGAA